This is a messenger RNA of Malaclemys terrapin pileata, 1066 nucleotides long. It is a transcript of the gene SNRNP48, whose product is annotated as small nuclear ribonucleoprotein U11/U12 subunit 48. The transcript has 9 exons. Gene Ontology annotation, cellular component: U12-type spliceosomal complex; cytosol; nucleoplasm. Lineage: Eukaryota; Metazoa; Chordata; Testudines; Emydidae. The record is from RefSeq and is a predicted model, not a curated record. The coding region runs from base 79 to 1014 and encodes 311 amino acids.
UGCCCCUAGUAAACAUGGCCGCCGAAUGGUCCCUUUGUUUCAACAACGGGGUUUGAGACCUGGCUGCCCAGCGCGGAGAUGGCCGCCCCGUGCGCGGUGUGGUUUGCGGCUCAGGAGGAGAGAGCCGUUUGCCCCUAUGAUGCCAAUCACCAGAUGCCCAGAUCCUCCUUGGCUAAGCACAUAGUGGCCUGCCGGCUGAGGAGGCUGGAGUACUCCAGAGAGGAGCAGGCUGAAAUGUAUGACUCUGCAUUUUACUAUGAGAAAGCAAAGAUACCCACCAUUACUAUGGAUAAGGAUCUACAAUUUCAGAUUAUUAAACAAGCUAAAGCUUCGAGUGCUAAAGAAGGUGGAGGCUCCAGUGAAGCUUUAGGUGCCUAUUCUUCACUGCCUGUUGAAGUUCCCCAAAACCACAAACGCUUCAUCUGUGACCUGACUCAAGCUGAUCGUCUUGCAAUCUAUGAUUAUGUCCUGGAAGAGACGAAGAAACAGAGGUCCAGAUCCCAGGCCACUGAAAACGACAGUGAUCUCUUUGUAGAUUUGGCUGCUAAAGUCACCCAAGAUGAUGGUCAAAAAGGUCCAAAGUCUCAUCUUGAAAUCCUGGCAGAAAUGCGGGACUAUAAAAGACGGCGGCAGUCGUACAGAGCUAAGAAUGUUCAUAUAACAAAGAAAUCUUACACUGAGGUAAUCAGAGAUGUGAUUGGUGUGCACAUGGAAGAACUCAGCAGCCACUGGCAGGAGGAAGGUAAACCAGACAAUGCAGAGACGUGUGAAGGAGGAAAAUCUUCCAUUUCAGCAAAAUCUUCAGGAAGAAACGAAGAGAGACGGUCAGCAUCAGUGGACUCUCGACAGUCUUGUGGAAGCUCUAAGGAUGUUGAUCGAUCUAGACACAGGAGAGAUCCCAGCAGAAGUCCAGACAAACAAAAAAGAAGUAGAGAAAGAGGCAAAGACAGGGAUUCCAGGAGAAAAAGAGAGAGGGCUGAAGACAAGUAUCACAACCACAAAAGAAGAAAAUAGGAAAAGGGCUGUAAAGAAGAUGUGUGUCAGCUGUUAGUUAAGGAAAUAGACU